Molecule: messenger RNA, 1581 nt
Organism: Pneumocystis murina B123
Lineage: Eukaryota; Fungi; Ascomycota; Pneumocystomycetes; Pneumocystales; Pneumocystaceae
Product: histone deacetylase RPD3
Exons: 10
Coding region: 1-1581 (526 amino acids)
Molecular function (GO): histone deacetylase activity
Source: RefSeq, a predicted model, not a curated record
AUGGCUAGUCAGGCGAAAAUUUUGGAUCCAAUUGCUUUGAACGGGCAAUCUCCUAGACGUGUAGCAUACUUUUAUGAUUCAGAUGUAGGGAAUUAUGCAUAUGGCGCUGGUCAUCCUAUGAAACCUCAUCGUAUUAGAAUGACACACUCACUAAUUAUGAACUAUGGACUGUACAAGAAGAUGGAAAUUUAUAGAGCUAAGCCUGCAACAAAACAUGAGAUGUGUCAGUUUCAUUCAGAUGAUUAUAUUGAAUUUCUUUCUCGGGUAACACCUGAAAAUAUGGAUAAUUAUAUCAAAGAGCAGGGGAAAUUUAAUGUUGGAGAUGAUUGUCCUGUCUUUGAAGGAUUGUUUGAAUUUUGUGCUAUUAGUGGAGGUGGAAGCAUGGAGGGUGCUGCAAGACUUAACAGAGGUAAAUGUGAUAUUGCAUUAAAUUGGGCAGGUGGAUUGCAUCAUGCAAAAAAAUCGGAAGCUAGUGGAUUCUGUUAUGUAAAUGAUAUUGUUUUAGGCAUUAUCGAGCUUUUGAGAUAUUAUCCUAGGGUUCUUUAUAUUGAUAUAGAUGUGCAUCAUGGGGAUGGUGUGGAGGAAGCAUUUUAUACUACUGAUAGGGUUAUGACAUGUUCAUUUCAUAAAUAUGGAGAAUAUUUUCCCGGUACAGGAGAGCUUAGAGAUAUUGGGGUUGGAAAAGGGAAAUAUUAUUCUGUUAAUUUUCCUUUGCGUGAUGGUAUUGAUGAUGAAUCAUAUGCUUUUGUUUUUGAGCCAGUUGUUUCAGCAUGUAUGGAAUGGUAUCGUCCAGGUGCUGUUGUUUUGCAAUGCGGGGCAGAUAGCCUUGCAGGAGAUCGUCUUGGUUGUUUUAAUUUGAGUAUGAAAGGGCAUGCUGCGUGUGUUAAAUUCGUUAAGAAAUUUGGAUUACCUACAUUAGUUUUAGGAGGUGGUGGAUAUACAAUGCGAAAUGUUUCUCGGACAUGGACUUAUGAAACAGGUUUAAUUAAUGAUGUUGAGAUAGGACCUGAAAUGCCGUUUAAUGAUUAUUACGAAUAUUAUGGGCCUACAUAUGAUCUUAAUGUUCCUGCAAGUAAUAUGCAAAAUAUGAAUUCAAAAGAAUAUUUGGAAAAAAUAAAAACAGAAGUUUUAAAGAAUCUUUCAAGAACAAAAUUUGCUCCUAGUGUUCAGAUGCAAAAUGUUCCUCUGGAUAGAAAUAAUGAUUCUGAAGAAGAAGAAGAAGACCCUGAUAAACGCAAAAACAUUUUAUGGAAUAAAAAUCCCCAACGAUCUGAUGAGUUUAGUGAUUCUGAUGAUGAGGGUGAUGGGAAUCGUCGUGAUUUUACUUUUUUUGAUUUUGUAAAAAAUAAUUCUGAUUUUCAAGACUCUUCUAAAGUUGGGCUUAAUGCUGAAGAAUUGGAAAAUAAUUCAAAACAUAAUGAUUUUAAUAUUAAGUCUGAGUACAAUGCGGGAGUUGUAGAAGUAAAAAAUGAGGAUAUUGAAUUAAAAUUUGAGUUAAACGCAGAAGAUAGUACUGUAUUUAAUUCAGUAUCUUCUCCGAUAUCGACGAUGGAUAAUGUAAAUAAUAAUAUGGCUAUUUGA